GUCUGACUCAGUCACACAGGUUGAUUGGGAAUAUUAUUUUAAACGUAUAUUUUAAUUAACCUGUCUGUAAAAUAUCCGUUCGUUCUUCUUGCGUUGGACUACCUGCAUCUUGUAUUUCGGGCGGUAUUACGAAGUGCGCCAGAUGGUUUUAAGGUCUUCAUCAAGAUGACACUUGCUCUUGUGAUAUCAUUUGAAGAAUAGACUGGCACUGCCCAUGUUAUUCUCUUUCUUUCAACACCUGCAAAAGAACAGAGAGUGUAUUUCAAUCAAUGCAUUAUUUAUAUCUGUGGACGAGUGCCAAUGCUGCAGAACUUCCCAACGUCCUGGUUCCAGGUCACUCUGUCCCUAAAUUUGAGCUUUCACUGUCCUGCACCCUCGCCUCACUAUUCACCCAUUGCUUCGUGGGGCUGUGUCUGUUUUGGCAUUCUCUGACCUUGUUCUGUAUCUUGGCACAGACUUUAAGAAUGAUUUUCACCCCCAUGGUCUGACUAGUUGAAUCUGUACUUUUAUGUGUGGACCAAAUCUAGAACUGCGCAAUAACGGCCUCUGCCCGACACAUGGUGCUGUCAAUGAGCUCUCAGGAUUCAACCCAAGGACUUUUCAACUGAGUUAGCACUAAGGAUUGAAACCAAGGACUGACUGGAGCAGGGGCAGUUUAAGCAAUAAAACACAGAAAACCCUUUUGAAGCUCAUGUAAAGCACAAAUCAUGAGCUCUGACAGUUUGCAGUACCGUGCACUGUUUGAGUACAAACAGGAGCGGGGUGAUGAUAUCUCCCUGCAGCCUGGGGAUCUCCUCACAGUCAGCAAAAUAACUUUGCUGUCACCCGAUUACCAAGAGGGCGAGGAGAAGUGCCCAAAGGGCUGGCUGCAUGGCAUCAAUGAACGCACUAAGGAGAAGGGCAACUUCCCUGGCACCUUUGUGGAGUAUGUUGGGAUCGUGAGGGCAGGCCUUACCUCAGGGAAGCCCUGGCCUAGACCUGUACCCCCAACGCCUGUAGGGCCCCAGACCCCAGGGGCCUCUGCAUCAGAAGGCCCCUGUGGAAAGGGAGAUGUUGUAGAGCAGUGUGCUCUGCCUGACCUGGCCCCAGCAGUAGUUCUCAGGCUGACGGAGACUCUGGAGAGACAGGGCUGGGAGAAUGAACCUCUGUAUCGAACCGCCCAGGACUCCACUGGACCCCCAGAAUUAUAUCAGGCUUUGGAAACAGACCCAGCAGCGGUGGACUUUGAGCAAUAUGAAUUGUCCAUUUUGGCUGAUACUCUUAGGGGUUACCUGCAGGAUUUGCCCUGCCCGCUCAUCCCAGCUAUAGUUUACAGUGAGCUGGUCUACACUGCUCAGGAAACUCAAAGCAUGGAGGAGUGUGGAGAGCAGCUGAGAAGAAUCCUUGACUCCCCCAGUGUCCCUCAGGCUAACCACCAGCUUCUGGUUCAUGUGACCCAACACCUAAGCAAGGUGGCCCAGAGUGGGGGAGCAGUUCAGGCAAGCCCCAGGCUUCUGGCUCUGGCCUACAGCGAGGCCAUCUUCAAAAACAACCACUUUAGUGCGGAUGUGAACCCAGAACACCAUGUGAAGAUCCUUGAGGCACUUAUCUUGGUUGGAGGACUAGUGGAGAUACAGGCUGCCCCAGCACUUCCUCCCAAACCAGCAAAACCCAUGACACCAGUAAACGGUAAUAGUGUGAAAGAAGCCGCAAGCUGCUCAUUGCAAGAAGCAGAAUGGUACUGGGGAGACAUAUCAAGGGAAGAGGUGAACGACAAAUUAAGGGACAUGCCUGAUGGUACUUUCUUGGUACGGGAUGCCUCAACUAAGAUGCAGGGAGAUUACACGCUAACGCUAAGGAAAGGCGGAAACAAUAAGCUAAUAAAGAUCUACCACCGAGAUGGGAAGUAUGGUUUCUCAGACCCGCUCACAUUCAGCUCUGUGGUAGAGCUCAUCAGUCACUACAGGCAUGAGUCUCUGGCCCAGUACAACACCAAAUUGGACGUUAAGCUCAUGUACCCCAUCUCCCGUUAUCAGCAGGAUCAGCUGGUGAAAGAGGACAACAUUGAUGCAGUGGGGAGGAAACUCCAGGAAUAUCACAAUCAAUAUCAGGAUAAAAGUAAAGAAUAUGACAGACUCUAUGAGGAGCACACAAAAACCUCACAGGAGAUUCAGAUGAAACGUACUGCAAUAGAGGCCUUCAAUGAGACCAUAAAAAUUUUCGAAGAGCAGUGUCACACGCAGGAACGCUACAGUAAAGAGUACAUCGAGCGAUUCUGCAGAGAGGGCAAUGACAAAGAGAUUGAGAGGAUUAUGAUGAACUACGAGAAGCUCAAAUCCCGUUUGGGCGAGAUUCAUGACAGCAAGACCCGCCUUGAACAAGACCUGAAAACACAGGCUCUGGACAACAGGGAGACAGACAAGAAGAUGAACAGCUUAAAACCAGACCUCAUCCAGCUUCGGAAGAUCCGAGAUCAGUAUCUUGUUUGGCUCAAUCAUAAAGGUGUUCGACAGAAACGCAUAAAUGAUUGGCUGGGGAUAAAAAAUGAGAACCCGGAUGAUGCCUACUUUGUAAGUGAGGAGGAUGAGAAUCUGCCACACUAUGAUGAGAAGAGCUGGUUCGUGGGGGACCUAAACCGAACACAGGCGGAGGACUUGCUCCACGGCAAACCUGAUGGAGCUUUUCUUAUUAGAGAGAGCAGCAAGAAGGGUUGUUACGCCUGCUCUGUUGUUGUGGAUGGCGAGGUGAAGCACUGCGUCAUCUACAGCACGCCUCGUGGCUACGGUUUUGCCGAGCCCUACAACUUGUACAGCUCUCUGAAAGACCUGGUCCUGCACUACCACCAGACCUCACUGGUCCAGCACAACGACUCACUUAACGUGCGGCUGGCGUACCCAGUGUAUGCACAGAUGCCCUCAGGCCCCCACAGAUGAAGACUGCCCCAAACCCCCCAACCCCCAAAUUAAACUAUCUACACUCUGGGAAGGUGGGGAAGGCUUUCUGAACAAUCUGAAGAAAGGAAAAAAAAGCAUACCAACAAAAAAACACUUGCUGCAACACACACGUCAGCCACCUUGGAGUUAUAUAUUUUUACAAGAACAAUUUGGAGGGCAUUCUUUCUAAAGACAGCUUGAUUUGCACAAGGAAGUUUUAAAUGUUUGUGAAUGUAAAAAAAAAAAGCAGAAGGAAGCAGAAGAGGCGCGUUUCAGGUGACCCGCGCUGCUACCUAAACUCCAGCUGGGACAUUUUACAUGCAUCAUUUUAGCUUAAGCUUAUUUUUUUUUUUUCUAUCUUGUCGCUUUUCUCACAUCUUUCCAUUUUUCAUUCAAAUGUUUUUUUGUUUUUUCUUUGAAUUGUCUUUCCUUACUAAAUUGCUGAAUCGUUCCUAACUUAACAUUGCAGUGAAAAUAUUUGUUUCUCUCUCUCUCUCUCUCUCUCUCUCUCUCUCUCUCUCUCUCUCUCUCUGAAAAAAAGGCAAAAACUAUGUAGCAAACAGAGAACUGGCACUUUCCAGAGUGUUCUUACAUUGACUGCUGCUGAACAAGGGAUUGUGGGAUGGUUUGGGAGGGCACAAGUGAAACUGUGUUGUGGUCUUAAACUUGUUUUUACACUAACCUGAGAAAGGUGUUUUUUUGUUUGUAUUUUUUUUUCUUGAUAUUUUUUUUUUAAGCAGUUAAGAUCGUUACAGUUCAGUACAGAGACCAAAGUUGGCAUGGGGAGGACAUCCUGUUUUCUUUUUGUUUUGUUUUUUGGCUCAAGUGAGAGGAAUGUUAAUUCUCAAUACACUUUUUUUGCAAACUACACAAUCUGAUCUGUCAGCUUUUUUUUAAAUUCUUUCAAGAACCAAAAUCCCAUGCACAGACACAGUCGACGUGACGCACUUAUGUAGAAAUGGCAGACAAGUGAUUGCUGCACGACUGUACACUAAAUUUGAAAGUUCAUGUUUUUUAACUAAAGGAAUCUAUAUGCUUAAUGUCUGUUCCAGAAAAAUCGGAUUUGUGUAGUUGUAAGGCAGGCCUGCAGAAUAUAUCUCGAGAUCUUCAGUUAACAGGAGCAGUGCUUAUCGUUAAAACAGAUGUGCUUUAGCACGUAACUUAAAGACCGUGCUAUCCAGCUUUUGUUGAAAAAGUGACAUUAAUGGCAUCAAAAAGUGCUAAUCACUUGAAUCCUUGUUAUUUUUUUGG
Molecule: messenger RNA, 4163 nt
Organism: Xyrauchen texanus (razorback sucker)
Lineage: Eukaryota; Metazoa; Chordata; Actinopteri; Cypriniformes; Catostomidae
Gene: pik3r3b
Product: phosphoinositide-3-kinase, regulatory subunit 3b (gamma)
Exons: 16
Coding region: 708-2912 (734 amino acids)
Biological process (GO): insulin receptor signaling pathway; phosphatidylinositol phosphate biosynthetic process
Cellular component (GO): phosphatidylinositol 3-kinase complex
Molecular function (GO): protein binding; 1-phosphatidylinositol-3-kinase regulator activity
Source: RefSeq, a predicted model, not a curated record